Molecule: messenger RNA, 297 nt
Organism: Peniophora sp. CBMAI 1063
Lineage: Eukaryota; Fungi; Basidiomycota; Agaricomycetes; Russulales; Peniophoraceae
Source: the annotation of a GenBank genome assembly
AUGGACGCGUCCCCUCCUGCUCAGCCACCAAGCGACGCGUCGCCACCACCACCCCCGCCAACCGGUGCAUCAGGCUCUCCGACAGAUUUUUUGAAGGGAGUUGUCGGCAAACAGGUCGUCGUUCGCCUCACAUCAGGCGUCGACUAUCGCGGUGUCUUGUCAUGCCUUGACGGAUAUAUGAACAUCGCGCUAGAGCAGACGGAGGAGCAUGUCAAUGGACGCGUUACGAAUAGAUAUGGCGACACGUUCAUUCGUGGCAACAAUGUGUUAUAUAUCUCAGCUGCUGAAGCACUGUAA